AUGUUCUAUCAAUGGGUGUCUGACAAUUUGAAUGUUGCUGGGCAAGCCGUUCAAGAAUAUUGGUCGCAUUGUGAGGGCCUGGAGUUUUUUAGCCGGCUCAAUUUGAAGAAAGAAGACUAUGCCACCUGCAUCCCUGUUUACUGGCACAUGGACGGUGUGAAGGUAUACAAAAACCAAAAAGCCUGGAUCUAUAGCUUUUGCAGUGCCACUCGGAAGGGCCUGUCUACAGAGACAAAGCUGGUAUUUACAUUGGUUCGCGACACCAUUGUUCAGAAGCACAGCACGCAUGAUGAGAUUGCCAAGCGCAUUGGUUAUUGCAUGUCAGUUUUGGAAACAGGUCGGUUUCCUCAUGUUGACGAAUAUGGUCGUCCCUUCCCACAAUCCUCUGCGCAAGCCAGCCGAGCUGGCUCAUGCUAUGCUGGCGGGUGGACUGCGAGGUUCGCUGGGUUCAAGGCCGACUGGGAAGGGCGAGUGGUGGCCCACAAGUUUGAAAGAAACUACAGCGCGCACAACAUAUGCGAAAAGUGUAGUGCGACCCGUGCCAAUUUCGGAAACUUCAACGAUGACGCGGCCUACAUGGGAACGCGCCGGUCUUUUGAUGAGUAUGUGCACUCAUGUUCUGCCAGGAGGCUUUCUGCUUGGGUGAAUGUACGUGGUUGGUGCCCUGACAGGAACUUGGAGGGGGUUGCCAUGGUCGCAAUCGCCAGUUGCUUGUGUGAGGAUUUAGAAGAGAAAGACCCACACCAAACUUUGGCACAGCUAGAGAAGCGCAUGGGAGAAGAGUUGUGGAACUCUUACAAAAGCUGGUGCGCUGCACAUCGCAAGACCCCUUGUUCACACCGGUUCAACCUGGCCCGGCUGGGUCGCGAGCAGUGGAAUGCCUUCCCCGAGAUGGGAUCCACCUACAAAGGUGCGGUCAUCAAAGACAUGAUUUACUGGAGCGCAGCCUACCUAUGGCAGCAGCAAGGAACAACUCCGGGUUCAAAUCUUCGGUGUCAUGCGAUGCACGCGCUGGCGACUUUCCAAAAAAAGAUUGACGAGAACCCUGGUUUUUUUAACCGGCGAGUGGCAAGAGAGACCGCCAACUAUGCGCGAGUUUUCUUGCUGUUUUACCAGCGCUUAGCCGCCGACGACAGGGCGAAGUUUGGUGAGGUGCGGCGGUGUUACAAACUGACGCCAAAGUUUCAUUGUAUGGUUAACCUCGCCGAGUACAUUGAACACAGCUGCAGAAACCCCAGGUUUGAACACUGCUACGCCGAAGAAGAUCUGACGCGUCAGAUCGGCCGUGUGGCAAGUGCAACCCAUCCGCGAACUAUGGAUUACACUACCCUCCACCGUUACCGGGCACUGUUGCAGCUGACCGGCGUGUUUCGAAGCCAAGCUGCGGGUGGACCGCGCCGCUGA
Messenger RNA from Durusdinium trenchii, 1404 nucleotides. The record is from the annotation of a GenBank genome assembly. Lineage: Eukaryota; Dinophyceae; Suessiales; Symbiodiniaceae.